Messenger RNA from Sinocyclocheilus rhinocerous, 4661 nucleotides. Its product is annotated as muscarinic acetylcholine receptor M4-like. Gene Ontology annotation, biological process: adenylate cyclase-inhibiting G protein-coupled acetylcholine receptor signaling pathway; regulation of locomotion; chemical synaptic transmission. Gene Ontology annotation, molecular function: G protein-coupled acetylcholine receptor activity; G protein-coupled serotonin receptor activity. The record is from RefSeq and is a predicted model, not a curated record. Gene Ontology annotation, cellular component: synapse; dendrite; plasma membrane. Lineage: Eukaryota; Metazoa; Chordata; Actinopteri; Cypriniformes; Cyprinidae. The transcript has 2 exons. The coding region runs from base 308 to 1849 and encodes 513 amino acids.
AGGCGCUCGCGCAGAUGGGAGCCACAUCUGGCGGAUUGUAAACCGACUAGAUCUAGAGAAAACCAUUCGCUCGAGGUGUGUUUAGGUGAGCAGCCAGUCGCGAUGGUCAGAGACUUAAUGAGCUCCUCACCGCUGGCGAGAGCCUCGCGCGUAAAGAGCGCAUGAUGCGAAAAACAAAGUGCUCCCGCGCAACAUGAGGACAUCCCUUCUAAUAAUCUUGAGGAAGAACUUGACGGAGUGAAGGAGGAAGGGUGGAUUCUUUUUCUUUUUUCUUCUGGCUGGCUGAGCAUUUUUAAAAUCAUGCAACAUGAAUUUAACUAACAGCACUGGAGCAGAGGGUCUCGCGCCCUGGAACUUCAACGGCUCGUUGAGCAACGUAUCCAGUGAUGCCAACUUCAGUUGUGACAGCGGCAGCACCAAUGGCUCAUGUGCAGCGGUUGAGGCAGACGGCGACAGCCCCUACAAGACGGUGGAGAUGGUCUUCAUCGCACUGGUCACAGGAUCCCUCAGUUUUGUCACCGUUGUGGGCAACAUCCUCGUCAUGCUCUCAAUAAAGGUCAAUCGACAUCUCCAGACCGUCAACAACUACUUCCUCUUCAGCCUGGCCUGUGCAGAUCUCAUCAUCGGUGUGUUCUCCAUGAACCUUUACACCGUCUACAUCAUCAAGGGCUACUGGCCGCUCGGCCCUGUUGUGUGUGACCUGUGGCUCGCGCUGGAUUACGUGGUCAGCAACGCUUCUGUCAUGAACCUGUUAAUCAUCAGCUUCGACCGAUACUUCUGUGUGACCAAACCCCUGAGUUAUCCCACACGCAGAACCACCAAGAUGGCCGGCCUCAUGAUCGCCUCCGCCUGGAUCCUGUCUUUCAUCCUGUGGGCUCCCGCUAUCCUGUUCUGGCAGUUCAUCGUCGGAGAACGGACCGUAGCGCCUGGCGAAUGUUACAUCCAGUUCCUUUCCAACCCCGCGGUCACGUUCGGCACGGCCAUCGCUGCGUUCUACCUGCCAGUGGUCAUCAUGACGGUGCUUUAUGUGCACAUCUCUCUGGCCAGCCGCAGCCGUGUGUCCAAGCAGAAGCCUGAGGCCAAGAAGGAGAAGAAAGGCCCGAAGUCUAGUGGCCUACUCAAGAGUCACAUCUUAAAGCAGAACAACAACAACCAGUCUCCUCCUAAGCCAAGCCUGGAUACCUGUUCUACGGUGGACACCAUGAAGAACGGCAAACUAGACGAGUCUGUGGUGUCCGCUAAAGCCGACUCCUGCGUGCAGCCGGAGGAGAAGGAGAGCUCGAAUGAGUCCAGCACGGCCAGCAUAGCACCUAAAGAGCCUAAAGAACGAGCGAACAGUGAGGCGACUUCAGAGGCCGGUCUGACACCCGCUCCGGCAGCCGCCCCUAAAGUCAACCCUCAAUCCAAAUGGUCCAAGAUCAAGAUAGUCACCAAACAAGCAGGAGACGAGUGCAUCACAGCCAUCGAGAUCGUCCCACCGAACAGUACCGGCGAGAGGCGCUCCAUCCCCGUGAGCCGUCCCCGCACGGUGGUGCGCAAGUUUGCCAGCAUCGCCCGCAGCCAGGUGAAGAGGAAAAGGCAGAUGGCGGCACGAGAGAAGAAAGUGACAAAGACAAUCUUCGCCAUCCUGCUGGCCUUUAUUAUCACAUGGACGCCAUACAAUGUGAUGGUUUUAAUCAGCACGUUCUGCCAUUCGUGCGUUCCAGACACAGUCUGGGCCAUUGGCUACUGGCUCUGCUACGUCAACAGCACCAUCAACCCUGCUUGCUAUGCACUCUGUAACGCCACCUUCAAAAAGACCUUCAAAAACCUGCUCAUGUGCCAGUAUAAGAACAUCGGCACCAGAUGAACUAAGGGAAGAAGCAGCCAGCGGAGAUGGAGGGUAUGAUAUGCAAGGUACAAUGGCUGUCCCGGCUCUUCUGGCCCUGAUACCUUUGAAACUUUGGAAGGCACUGUGCAGUACAUUGUGAGGCUUCAUAGUCCAAUAAUGCUGAAACAGUGUGUCAUAACCAAAAGUUUAUGUUUUAAGGAAUCAGUGUUUACAAGAAGAUGAUGGAACAAUGGACAAGAGACUGAAUCACUGAAGAAAUCAAGCUGAGGUCAUGAAGCAAAUGACUUUUCCAGUAAUCUGAUCAUUGCUGCACUGCUAAGACCACUGGAAUUUUGCAGUACAGUAAUGUGAAGAUGACAUUGCUUUAGAGAGGACAUUCAUGGCUCAUUAUUCCCAAAAGUGAAGAGAGAGAAUCGCAGCAAAUAUAACCCAAAAGAGACUUGAUGAACAGGAUUUUAUUGAUUCACUUAAAUUCCCAGUACAGCACAAAUGGUAUCAAUCAAGUCCGUUUGGUUAGUAUUAACACUGUUUCUGACCCAGACUUCUGUGACAGGAUGCAGAUUCGUCAUACAGAGGUGAAGAAGAUGUGAUUGGAGAACGUAUCCCAACCAGAACCGAUAACAUAUGGAAAAGCUUCCUGUUUGACUGUCCCAGAAAGCAAAGUUCUCCCGAGUGAGAUUCAGUUUCCUAUACUUGCACCUUCCACUUUCCAAAUGAAGGAAGUCAUAAGAUUGAAGCUGCUUGCUGACCACAACAGCUGUGUAGUCCAUUACAUUCAGAGCGACAAAUUCAGGGCAUGUGGUUCAGCUUUGGGAGAAGUUAGUCAUCAUUAUCCUCAGCGUGAUCCUCUUGAGGUUCUGGAAUAGGUCAAAAUUCAAAAGGAUCUCCUCAAUGGAUUGGGAUAAGCAUUAUAGACUUUAAAUGGGAUGAGACAAUCUAUACUGAGCUGAGAAAUGUCAAAUGUCACUGUAAAGGUUUGAUCUUGCAGAGGUGUGUAAAUAUGUUUGGUUAUGAUGAAUAUAUGCUCUUGAAAGUAUUAUUGCUUCCCUGCAUUUGAUGUCUGGAUGUUUGUGUUCCUCUUGUAUUUAGUUGGUGAUCUUUGUGUGAUUUUACAGAUUAAAUAUUAAAUGUAUUGUUGUCUGUAUGCAAAACUGUUGAAACCAUUUAUAAUUUGUGAGAUACUUCGGGGGGAAAAAAACCAGGAGAAGACUAGUACAUUUAUUUAACCGGUUUAUAAGAUGUUCAAUUUCAAGCAUUUAAUUUAAAUUCGGGGAUUGUCCGUAAAUUUGAGAAAUGGAAAAUUGGUUUUAUUUCCCCUGUAAAACACAAUGUUGAUUUAGUAGAUACCCACUUCAUAAUAUCGUUUUCUCAUGGUGCAAUAUAAUUUCGCCUAGUUUGUAUUUAAAUACACAGUUUGUAACUGAUGAAACUGCAGCAUGUAAACCAGAAGAAAUGAUCUCCCACAGUUUGUUUGAGAACAUGUGGUCAGAAUUAGCACAGAGGGAGAAAUGUGUUGAUGUGUUAGGGCUCAUGUUGUUACAUUAUUCACAAGCUGCCAGUUUCAGCAAUUACAGACUUUAAAGCAUUAAACCAAAGAGGUCGUGGCGCUCUGGUCUGUUAUUAGGCCUGGUCUGCAAGAGAGGUUAUUCAUUCAUUAGCAUCAUGUUAAGAUGCAGAGACUUACCUCUCUAACGUCUUGGGUUUGGUUUCAUGUUUCUACCUCAUAUAUACACAUCAAAUUUCCAUUCAUAGCAUCUGUAUCUCCAAACCAGCCCUGAAUCUCUUUUUAAUGAGCAGUAAAGACAGACUAUUAAUACUAAGUGACUAUUGUGCCAUUGACAAAGAAAUUAAAACCAGAUUUCCAUUUUUCUGAAUGUUUUCAAAUUGCCAAUUGCUUUGGUCUUCUUCUGAUACAUGAACUGUGUUGAAGUAGGCUGUUCACUACAAAUCUUACUCAUUCGAAGAUGUGCUUUUAUAAAAAGUAUCCCCAACUGUGAUGCAAACUCUAAGAAGGCUUCACAUUGGAAUAUCGUUAUCUCUAAGAGAGUUAUGAAACUAUAACUCCUUUUGUAACUGUACUAAAGAAAUUCAAUCAUGCAAUCCGAUCGGUUACUAAAUAUUGUUCUUCUGCAAUUCUGAAAAAAGCAAAGGUCAAACCUUUGAAUCUAUUAGAUGACCAAUACAGCAAAAUGACUUUGCCCAUCAUGCUCUCUCCUUUCGGCCACUUCAAAUGUUUAUAAAAUGUAAAUUAUUAUAGGGAUUAAUAAAUACAUCCCCCAUUUAACUGUACCUGCUGAAGGGCAGUCAAUGUUUAUUACCCCAGUGAAGCUGAUGGAAUGAACACACUGUAAUUAUUGACUUAUCUACCACUGCCCUUAAAGAGCCAGUGUACAUAAGAGUGUAUGCUUCUUUUUCUAUUGCAUAAAGCUUAAUAAAGAUCUUAAGCGCACUGACCAGGAGGAGAGGAGAAUGCUUAUUCUUUACAUAUUCAUAAACACACAUAUUGGUUUGCAUAAUGAGAAAUUUGGAGGGCUCAAGUGUCUUUAAUAAUGAACUGUCAUCACUCAUUUACCUUUAGCUAACACUACAUAUAACACACAACGCUCAGUAACAAAACAUUACUGUCUUUCUUAAAUGCUUAUAAAACAGGUUUGCACAAGAGGGAACGGUCUCCUCUCUGUGCAGUUUAAUGCUGGUAACCCUCUGUCACCCUUAGGUCUGUUAGUAACAGUCAAGUCAAAAGGAAAAGUAACAGUAUUGGGGUAUUUUCGCUUUUACAUAAACUACACCUUUUAUAGAAAAAGAGAAAUCAUUUAUUUCAAACAACACU